This is a messenger RNA of Micropterus dolomieu (smallmouth bass), 756 nucleotides long. RefSeq names its product 5-hydroxyisourate hydrolase-like. The transcript has 4 exons. The record is from RefSeq and is a predicted model, not a curated record. Gene Ontology annotation, biological process: purine nucleobase metabolic process. Gene Ontology annotation, molecular function: hydroxyisourate hydrolase activity. The coding region runs from base 81 to 476 and encodes 131 amino acids. NCBI's taxonomy places the organism in Eukaryota, Metazoa, Chordata, Actinopteri, Centrarchiformes, Centrarchidae.
AGUGCAUGCUGGGUAAGUGACUCUGAGUAGUGGGCGUGUGCAGUGAUAGUAAAACUGGUUGGAUGAGUUUUAGGAACUGAAUGAAGUUUGCUGCAGCAGAGACGUGCAGUCACACCAAGCAGAUCAUGGAGUGCUGCCCUCUGACCACUCACGUGCUGAACACUGGAGACGGCGUCCCGGCAGCCAGGAUGGCCCUCAGCCUGCACCGACUCGACUCCAAGCUGAUGAUCUGGAACAUGCUGAGCGUCGGGACAACAAAUGAAGAUGGCCGAUGCCCAGGACUCAUCACCCGAGGAGCUUUUGUCCCCGGCAUGUACAAGCUGCGCUUUGAGACGGGUUCAUACUGGGAGAAUCAGGGUCAGACCUCCUUUUACCCAUAUGUCGAGGUUGUGUUUACCAUCAGUGACCCGGAGCAGAGGUUCCACCUCCCUCUGCUGAUGAGUCGGUUCUCCUACAGCACCUACAGAGGAAGCUGAGCGCUCAGAGGACGACCGGCUGCAGCUUCAACGCAGUGUAACCAGGGAUGGAGAGGGUCUCUGUUUUCUACAACUUGGACUUCUCCAGUUCAUGUGCUUGUUUGUGUUUUGUCCAGUUUCAGUGUUACAUGUGCUGAGUUUUAAAUAUUUUAUUGCGAUUGGUGUGAUGCUGACAUUUUAAUCAACAUACUGUAAUUAAUGUAACAGCAGCGGUGCAUAGAAACAUUAAAGGUCGGUUUUACCCCUUUAAGUUACUUAUUAAAUGCAUAUUUAACAUUUA